CAGGUUUGAAGAACCUUACUCUUCUAUCUUAUGGAUUGUUCACAUCUUUAGGAAAGAUUGUGCCCUCCUCCCCUUUCCAGAUGGAGGAUUAGGGCACAGAGCAUGUCAACAAUUAGCCUAAUUUCCCCAUUUAGAUUGAGUGAAGAACUCAGAUUCUCUACUUGUUUCUGGGUAUUUGCUUCUCUGGAGAACAGUGCCUUAGAAGGCAGCUGUAGGGCAGGAGAAAGGGCACCAGAUUUAGAAUCUAAAGUUCUGAGUUUGAAUUUUAGGAUCAUUUUUUGCUAAACUUGGUUUCCUCAUCUGUAAAAUGGGACAGUUCACUUAGAUGACCUUCAUGACUCAAUUCUUAAUCCUAUGCACUUAAUAAUAGGAAAUGGGACCACAUUCUUCUAUGGAAGUUAGGCAAUCAUGUUUUCAUAGGCUUUCUAUAUCUAGUUUCACUUGGUGUGGAGUCCCAGGCAGACUCGUCUGCUUGGUGUCCUCUCUUUCAUUUCUGAGUCUUUGUAAAGGUGGUCUAUUCUCCAUGCUGAAGUAAACUCUCUUACCAUUUCUGCCUUUUGGAUUCUUUAGUUUCCUUUGAAGCUCAGUUCAUGCACCAUGUCUUUCUUGAUCCCUCUCAUCAAUAAAUAGACAUUUAUUAAGUACCUACUAUGUGCCAUACAAAGCAAGCCCUCUCUUCUUCCUGAAAUUAUUUACCAUCUGUGUGAAUCUUGUACCUCAUUCCUCAGUAGAGUGUGAAUUUCCUGAGGGCAGGAGCUCUUUUUAAAAUUUUUUGGUAUCUUCAGCCUUUCAUUGUUGACUUGAGCAUAGUAGGCACUUACCAAGUGUUUGUUGAAUGAAAGAGAGAACUUUGUAUUAAGGAUUUUCUUAAUGGUGUGACCCUAUGUAUUCUAGCAGUUCCUGUUUCAUGGAUGGAAAAGAAGAACCUAUCCAACUUGGAGGAAUUUAUUCUCUUGGGAUUCCCAGGGACGCAGGGUUUGCAGAUAUUCCUCUUCCUGUUGUUCUUUGUCAUGUAUGUGCUCACUGUAAUGGGCAACAUGGCCAUCAUCACCUUGGUCUGGAUCCAUCAGCGCCUUCAGACCCCCAUGUACUUUUUUCUCUGUAAUCUCUCCUUCCUGGAGAUCUGGUUCACCACAGCCUGUGUCCCUAAGACCCUGGCUAAUUUUGCAUCUCAGAGCAAAGUCAUCUCCUUCAUCAGUUGUGCCACACAAAUGUAUUUCGUCUUCUCUCUGGGAUGCACUGAAUAUUUUCUUCUGGCUGUAAUGGCAUAUGACCGCUAUCUGGCCAUCUGCUACCCUUUGAGAUACAGCACCAUCAUGACGCACUCUGUGUCAGCCCGUCUUGCCUUGGUUUCCUGGGUGUGUGGCUUCUCAGCCAUCACUGUGCCCACUGCCCUCAUCACUCGUCUCUCCUUUUGUGCUUCCAAUGUCAUCAACCACUUCUUCUGUGACAUUGCCCCAUGGAUCGUGCUAUCUUGCACGGACACUCGGGUGGUAGAACUCGUGUCUUUUGGGAUUGCUUUCUGUGUCAUCUUGGGCUCUUGCAUCAUCACCUUGGUCUCCUAUAUCUACAUCAUCUCCACCAUUGUGAGGAUCCCAUCAGCCCAGGGGCGACACAAGGCCUUUUCCACGUGUUCCUCCCACCUCACUGUGGUUCUCAUCUGGUAUGGUUCUACCAUCUUCUUGCAUGUGAGAACCUCUGUUGAGAGUUCCCUGGACUUGACCAAGGCCAUUACAGUUUUGAACACCAUUGUAACUCCUGUACUCAACCCCUUUAUAUACACUCUCAGGAACAAAGAUGUGAAGGAAGCCUUGAGGAAGACAGUCAGUGGGAAGUGAAUGUCCCCCAGACCCAGCACCCUGGUUUGAUAAUUGAGGUCUGGAAAGUUCCUAUUAAUUCGAAUGUUGCGUGCAGGCUUCCUAGACUGUAUAUUCCUUAGUUAAAGCUGAUAAAGUCUAAUUGGGGCAUGUUGACUAACUGGCAUAGGGAUGGGAUUGAGUCAUGUACUAGAUAAUGUAAACAUCAUCACCGAUAAAAGCUUAUUAACAACAUUCAAUUCAAUCGAACACAAAUUUAAUAAGUGGUUUCUAGGUGCUAAAU
Monodelphis domestica (gray short-tailed opossum) is the source of this 2100-nucleotide messenger RNA. RefSeq names its product olfactory receptor 287. The record is from RefSeq and is a predicted model, not a curated record. Gene Ontology annotation, cellular component: membrane. Gene Ontology annotation, biological process: G protein-coupled receptor signaling pathway. Lineage: Eukaryota; Metazoa; Chordata; Mammalia; Didelphimorphia; Didelphidae. Gene Ontology annotation, molecular function: G protein-coupled receptor activity; olfactory receptor activity.